Molecule: messenger RNA, 2016 nt
Organism: Nanorana parkeri
Lineage: Eukaryota; Metazoa; Chordata; Amphibia; Anura; Dicroglossidae
Gene: SEC62
Product: SEC62 homolog, preprotein translocation factor
Exons: 8
Coding region: 59-1270 (403 amino acids)
Biological process (GO): post-translational protein targeting to membrane, translocation
Cellular component (GO): endoplasmic reticulum membrane; endoplasmic reticulum
Source: RefSeq, a predicted model, not a curated record
GGCCGCGCACGCUUCCUAGCCCCGCCUUCUCCACGUCACCAGACAGGCCGGCGCAGACAUGGCGGAGCGGAGAAGACACAAGAAGAGGAUCCAGGAAGUUGGGGAGCCAACCAAAGAUGAAAAGGCAAUUGCGAAGUACUUACGCUUCAACUGCCCUUCAAAAUCCACCAACAUGAUGGGCCACAGAGUGGAUUACUUCAUUGCUUCUAAAGCAGUGGAUUGUCUUUUGGAUUCCAAAUGGGCAAAAGCAAAGAAAGGGGAAGAGGCCCUGUUCACAAACAGAGAGUCUGUGGUUGAAUUUUGCAACAGGCUUCUCAAGAAACAGUUCUUUCACCGGGCAUUAAAAGUGAUGAAAAUGAAGCCAGAUAAAGAUCCAAAGAAAGAAAAGGAGAAAGAGAAAGGAAAGACUGAUAGUGGAAAGGAAGACGAGAAAAAAGGGAAAAAGGACUCAUCUAAGGAUGAGAAAAUCAAGAAAGAAAAGGAAAAGAAAAAGGAUGGAGAGAAAGAGGAAAUCAAAAAAGAUGACACUCCUGGAACUCCUAAGAAGAAGGAAACCAAGAGAAAGUUCAAGCUGGAGCCCCAUGAGGAUCAAGUCUUCCUGGAUGGCAAUGAGGUGUACGUGUGGAUAUAUGAUCCAGUCCAUUUUAAAACUUUUGCCAUGGGGCUCAUCCUUGUGAUUGCAGUGAUCGCUGCCACACUCUUCCCUCUUUGGCCAGCAGAGAUGCGUGUAGGGGUGUAUUAUCUCAGUGUGGGAGCUGGGUGUUUUGUGGCCAGUAUUCUGCUGCUUGCUGUUGCUCGAUGUAUUCUAUUCCUCAUCAUUUGGCUCUUGACUGGCGGUAGACACCACUUCUGGUUCCUGCCUAAUUUAACAGCAGACGUGGGCUUCAUUGAUUCCUUCCGACCACUGUAUACACAUGAAUACAAGGGACCAAAGUCUGACCAGAAAAAAGAGGAGAAAGCAGAUUCCCAAAAUCCUAUAAAGUCUGACAGUGAGGAUAAAUCUGACAGCGAGAAAAAGGAAGAGGAGGAGGAGGGUAAUGUUGCUGAUGCAGCAGAUGGAUCAGGCACAGAAGGCUCAGGUGCUGACAGGCAGUCAGACACAGACAGUGACAGGAGAGAGGAUGACGGCUCGCAGCACAGUAACGGCAAUGGCAAUGAUUUUGAAAUGAUCACGAAAGAGGAACUUGAACAGCAAACAGAUGAAGGAGACUGCGAAGAAGACGACCAGGAUUUAAAAGCAGAGUCAGAGCCUCUUCAUGAUAAAUCUUAAUACGUCGGCCAAGCUGUAGGACUGAUUAUAUACAAAUGAAAGGAUUUUUUUCCCGUGGAGUGAUCACCAAAACAUUUACAUACAUCUCUUCACUGUUUCUUUUCCAAUAUGCAGGAUCUGUAGGGAUCAUCAAUUUCACUAGGCUAAAAAAUUAGUGUUAUGAAAAAAAAAAACUUACAUUGAUUAUCAAAGAUUUUUUGUGUUUUUUUUCUAGUUGAUGAUAAUCCAAAAUGUGAGGGAUUAGAUGCACAUUCUUCUCCUGCUUGUCCAUAGUGUUCAGUCAUGUACAGUCCAUUGGUUUUGUGGGUUAGAUGAAGCUGAUCUGACCUGUGCAUGCUGCUCACACACAUUGUUGCCUGUCUGGUGCAUGUAAUGCAAUAAGGUCUGUUCAUUUCAGGAUGUGUUUGGGGUAAAUCUCAGCAGCUCUCAGUUGUAGCAAAGUAUUUAAUUCUACGUCUGUCCUUCAGGAGGUUAGCCUCUUUUAUAAUGCUUGAACUAGUCAGGGUGUCUUCAGCACCUGGCAGUAAAGUGCUAUGACCUUAACUGGACAUCUGACUUCUGUUCGUAAGUGUUCUUUUUUUUUAUUGAUUUUGAUGAUCCCUAUUUAAAUAUAGUUCAUAUUCUGUCCGUCCCUUUUAUGUAUAUUAAAGAUUCGAUUUUUUUAAUACAACCUUUAACUAUCAUGGACAACCCUUCUGUCUAAUAGUUGAAUUGACCAUUUUGGUUUGUUUUAAAGCUAAAAAAAA